AUGAACCCCUACCAAGGACCACCACCAUAUCUACACAAUAUUGGAUUUAGCAACACUGCCCCCCAAUCGUUUGGAAACCCAAUGCCAAUGCCCGGAUUUCCCACUAUGGGUUAUCCGGCACCACAACCAGGUUAUCCUGGGUAUCCCAAUCAGAAUUUCCCAGGACAGAAUCAAGGUUAUCCCCAACAGAAUUCAGGGUAUCCCCAACAAAUUCAGGGAUAUCCACAGCAGAGUCAGGGCUAUCCCCAACAAAGUCAGGGAUACCCGCAACAUAGUCAGGGUUACCCAGCUCAAGCUUACCCAAGUGCUCAAGGAUAUCCAUCAGCUCAAAUCGGAUAUCCCCAAGCAGGAUAUCAGGCAAGUUCUGCUUAUCCUACACCCAAUCACCAAGGAUAUGCUCAUAGCAUUCAAAGCCAUCAAGGUCAUAACAUGUCCAGCCCUGUAUCUAAACCCACAGUGGUGCCAGUAAAUCCUUUCGAUCCCCGUGAAGAUGCAGCCGUACUUCGGAAAGCCAUGAAAGGAUUCGGUACCGAUGAGAAAGCCAUCAUACAAGUACUGACUCGCCGAAGCAAUGAGCAACGCUUACGAAUCGCCUUCGAAUUCAAAACAUUAUACGGAAAGGAUCUCGUAUCGGACCUGAAGAGUGAAACCAGUGGAAAAUUCGAAGACCUCCUCGUCGCCCUUAUGACGCCACUACCACAAUUCUACGCCAAGGAGCUGCAUGACGCUACAGCGGGCAUCGGAACCGACGAGGAUGUGCUUAUUGAGGUCAUGUGUACAAUGUCCAACCAUGAGAUUCAUGUCAUCAAGCAAGCUUAUACUGCCAUCUACGGAACUUUGCUGGAGGACGACUUGCGCGGUGACACGUCUGGCAACUUUAAACGGCUGAUGACCUCUUUGUGCAUGGGCAACAGGUCUGAAGAGUUCCACGUCGAUCAAGAGAAGGCGAGAGAAGAUGCGAGGAGUCUAUUGCAAGCUGGUGAGCUGCGCCUGGGCACAGACGAGUCCGUGUUCAACGCGGUCCUGUGCUCCCGCUCGUUCCCCCAGCUGGCGGCCAUCUUCCAGGAGUACCAGUACCUCACUGGCCACGACAUCGACGACGCUAUCAAGGCAGAGUUCUCCGGUGACCUUGAGAAGGCUCUUCGCGCCAUCGUGAAGGUUGUUCGCAAUAAGCCGUUGUUCUUCGCGGAGCGUCUGCACAAAUCUAUGAAGGGUCUAGGCACCAAUGACAGACAGCUGAUCCGCAUCAUGGUGACUCGCUGUGAGGUGGACCUGGGCGACAUUGCGGAGAUGUUCCAGGCCAAGUAUGCGGAAUCGCUACAGAGCUGGAUCGAGGGCGAUUGUUCGGGCCACUACAAGAAAUGCUUUUUGGGACUCUUAGGCUUAUAUUGA
Messenger RNA from Leptosia nina, 1392 nucleotides. Lineage: Eukaryota; Metazoa; Arthropoda; Insecta; Lepidoptera; Pieridae. The record is from the annotation of a GenBank genome assembly.